Messenger RNA from Ananas comosus (pineapple), 2907 nucleotides. RefSeq names its product receptor-like serine/threonine-protein kinase NCRK. NCBI's taxonomy places the organism in Eukaryota, Viridiplantae, Streptophyta, Magnoliopsida, Poales, Bromeliaceae. Gene Ontology annotation, biological process: protein phosphorylation. The coding region runs from base 661 to 2550 and encodes 629 amino acids. Gene Ontology annotation, molecular function: ATP binding; protein kinase activity. The transcript has 12 exons. The record is from RefSeq and is a predicted model, not a curated record.
UUCUUCUUCUUCUUCUCACCUCGUUGCUCUGCACUCCUCAUGACUUUUCCUCCUCUCUUCUCUCCCUGCAUCCUUCUGUGCUUGCUCCCAACACUAAGAUAUCUAAGAUCUUUACUCUGUUUGCUACUCGGCACCAACGGCUCAAAUCCUUCCUACAUACAUAUGCAUGUGUGUCCAAGCCCAAAUCCCGUGGCCCGCUUCAAUGAUUUGAGUGCGUGGCUUGUUAAGCUGACGAGUUAGUUUGGUGAAUGUGGAUUUUGGUGGCAUGUUAAGCAUCGCCGUAUAGCACGCGCAAGAGUGCUUCUAGACGUCCCCCUUUUUCUUUUCUUCAUAUUUCAGCGAGUUCCAUAUGCUGAUGAUUCCGUGAUUAUAUGCGUGGCCGGAUCCUUCUAAAUAUAUGCUUUACUUGAGCUUCGAUUGUGCAGAAAGAUGAAGCAGCAUUUGGAUACUGUUAGCAACUUAGCAUAAGCUGGGUGGGAAGAGAGGAAAUUUUAUUGCAAUUCUUAGGGAAAGAAAUGAGGCUUACUUCUUGUGUUAUUAGAGUUUGCAACAGCAUGGCAUAGUUGACAACAAACUGAUGUUUCUGAUAUAUUGAUGCAAUAACUGGAUGGAAGCAACAUCAUCCACUCUUUCUCCUCUUCGGCAUCUAAACUAAAGCAAAUGGGGUUUCAUUUGAGAAUUGUUCUGGUGUUUGUCAGCGGGUUUUUCUGGUUGCAGUUUGUCUGUUGUGAGAAGCCUAUUGAUCAAGCUGGAACGCUAAAUUGGAUGUGUAUAUGUGCUGCCAGAGGACUUAAAAACACUCCCUCAUCUAACUGCUCUGCAUCUUGUCAUUGCGCCCUUGAUGAAACAGGGGGGCCAGAAGGAUCAUGGAAUUGCUCAUGCACCUCACAAGAUACCCCUCAAGCACCAGGAAAUAUCCACAAUACAGAUUGUUUCACCGCCUGCAACUGCACAUCUGGUUCUGGAGGGACCCCUGCUACCAGAAAGAAGCACGUAUUUAGUAAAGCUGUUGUAAUCAUACUCUUGCUCUGUGUCGUCCUGACCACUAUUGCUCUUUUUUCAUUAGUUGCUUGCUAUUUUUUGCGGAAGGAUAAACUUUCUUUCCAGUCAAGGAUAUAUUCUUUUGAUAAAUAUCACAGCUCGAACAGCAGAUCAAAUUUGAUAAGCAAUCGAUCAGCUUCUUCUCCUGAAUCUGUAGCCAAAGUCAGUUCAGGAUUUGGGCUCAGAGGAAUUUUACACAAACUUUCUCUCGUUUUUGUGAGUGAAAGAGGAGCUCUACCUGGCAUUAUUGUCCGAUUUUCCUUUGGUGAACUAGAACAAGCAACCAACAAAUUCUCAAAUGAUAAUUUGAUAGGGGUUGGUGGCAGCAGCAAUGUUUACCGUGGCCAACUAACUUACGGAGAAGUGGUUGCCAUAAAGAAACUCAGGCCACUUCAAGGGGCAGAUGCAGAUUACGAGUUUUUGUCUGAGAUCGAGUUAAUAUCCAGACUCAACCACUGUCAUGUGGUGCCUUUGAUAGGAUACUGCUCAGAGAACCAAGGCAGGCAAUCGGAAAGGCUCUUGGUUUUUGAAUACAUGUCAAAUGGUAAUCUGAGAGAUUGUCUCGAUUUAACAAAGGGUAGACAACCCAUGGACUGGGAAACCCGUGUGAACAUUGCAAUUGGAGCUGCAAGGGGCUUGGAAUAUCUACAUGAGGCAGCUGCCCCAAGGAUUUUGCAUCGAGACAUCAAGUCAACCAACAUUCUUGUAGACGACAAUUACAGAGCAAAGAUAACGGAUCUUGGCAUGGCAAAACGCCUGGUGACUGAUGAUUUAGCAAGCUGUUCUAGUUCUCCAGCAAGAAUGCUAGGAACGUUUGGAUAUUUUGCACCUGAGUAUGCUAUUGUCGGAAAGGCCUCACUAAAGUCGGAUGUUUUCAGUUUCGGAGUGGUAAUAUUGGAGCUGAUCACUGGGCGCCAACCAAUCCAUAAAUCACCAAAUAAAGGAGAUGAGAGCCUUGUGAUAUGGGCAACAGCUCGAUUGCGAGAUAGUAAGCUAGUUAUCUCAGAACUACCUGACCCUCUUCUGAAAGGCAAGUUCCCCCAAGAAGAGAUGCAGAUAAUGGCUCAUUUAGCCAGAGAAUGCUUGCAGUGGGACCCAGACUCGAGGCCGACCAUGAGCGAAGUUGUUCAAAUUCUCUCAACUAUUGCUCCUGAUAAAUCUAAGAGGCCAAAACUACCUACGAAAUUUCUCAUGCAGAGCUCUUCUUGCAGCACCAAAAGCUUCUUCGACAUCGAGAGAGCAGAAAUCUCCUUUGCAAGGCAAGAUCUGAGCCAAGCACCUUUAGAAAGAUGGCAAAUGCAAUGCUCAUUACCAAUAGCGGCAGAUCGAAAUCUCUCCAACGACAAUCCGAAGAACAUGGAGACUAUUUUCUCUGCUGAGUAUAUAGAGGGACUGAUAAUGCUGACUUCGUCAAAUGGCCGUCGGAGUUGGCAAUCUUCUGAUGAUGAUAUUGUUGACCUUACAGAGCCCCGUUUUGAGACAUUCACCCAGACUAAUGUGCUCAAGUAAAAGUCAUGCUGAGUUGAUUAUACAGCUGGCAAGGAGUCUCCGUUGGGGAUGGAGGCAGAUGAAGACGAGUUGUGAUUUAGGAAAAUUUGAGAAAAAUAUAAAACAAGAGAGAGGUGGUGGCUUGCGCCUGCGGAUAUUGUGACGAGUUUGCGUACCUCCUUGGAAGUAGACCUUUGUACAGACUACAGACUACAGACUACAGAGAUGAUGGUGAUCAAUGUGAAAAUUAGGCUCGUAGACAUUGUCAAUUCAGAAAAUUGCCUGUAAGCUUAUUUUGUUUUCUUGGACGGUUAUUCUUGAGUAAAUCCUACAUUUUAGAACAAUAUGGAACCGUUAACAAAAAUCAUCUUCACAUUA